Messenger RNA from Aspergillus neoniger CBS 115656, 3999 nucleotides. RefSeq names its product phosphoglycerate mutase-like protein. Gene Ontology annotation, cellular component: membrane. Lineage: Eukaryota; Fungi; Ascomycota; Eurotiomycetes; Eurotiales; Aspergillaceae. Gene Ontology annotation, molecular function: transmembrane transporter activity. Gene Ontology annotation, biological process: transmembrane transport. The transcript is spliced from 10 exons. Bases 1 to 3999 code for a protein of 1332 amino acids. The record is from RefSeq and is a predicted model, not a curated record.
AUGGAUGGCGGUGAUAGCAAUGACUCGGCUCUCUCAUUACUGGAUGAGAAACGCGAGAAGCAUUUAAUUCGCAAGAUUGACCUACAUAUCAUACCUUUUGUCGUUCUUCUAUAUCUAUUUAGCUUUCUUGACAGAGUCAACAUUGGCAAUGCCCGUCUAUAUGGGAUGGAAGAAGACCUGGGCCUGGUCGGAGAUCAAUACCAAAUUGCAGUAUCUAUUCUGUUUGUAACUUACUGUCUCUUCGAAGUGCCGUCAAACUUGGUUAUCAAGAAGCUUAGGCCAUCACGCUAUAUUGCAUCGAUAUCGGUUAUGUGGGGCAUCAUAGCGACUCUCACUGGAAUAACCCAGAAUUAUGGAGGCCUCAUCGCUUGUCGCAUCCUUCUAGGCGUCGUGGAAGCCGGACUGUUUCCUGGAAUGGUUACCUAUCUCACUAUUUUCUAUAGCAAGCGUGAAAUAGCACUGCGCACGGGCUACCUAUUCAGCAGUGCAGCCGCUGCCGGCGCAUUUGGCGGACUUCUAGCUUACGGCAUCGGCUUCAUGGACGGCGUCGCCGGUUUACGAGGUUGGAGAUGGAUCAUGAUCAUAGAAGGCAUUCCAACCGUCAUACUAGGGGGCCUAUCCUGGUUCUUUCUUGCGGAUGACCUCGAUACAGCCUAUUACCUGGAUGAUGAGGAGAAGGCCCUAGUAGUUCGACUCCGUCGUCGCGACGUGGGCCAAACAUCGUCCGCCCAAAAAUUUCACUGGGCAGACGUCAAAGAAGGUGCGCUGGACUGGAGAAUCUACGCCUUCUGCAUUGCUCAAUUCGGUGUCGACACUAUGCUAUACGGGUACAGCACCUUCCUCCCAACCAUUAUCCAGGGCAUGGGGUCGUGGACAACACCCGAAGUGCAAGCUCUUACGAUUCCUUGUUAUGCGGUGGGCGCAAUAAGUUAUCUGAUAAUUGCUUGGGCGAGCGAUAGAACUCAGCGUCGCGGAGUAUUCACUUGCAUCUUUGCUGCAAUAUCAGUGGUUGGCUAUGGAAUUCUGAUAUCGGAUUCUUCGUCAGGAGUACACUACUUCGGCGCCUUGCUUAUUGCCCUAGGAUUAUAUGUGGCUGUCGGAUUACCUCUCGCAUGGCUCCCAACCACUCUUCCUCGUUAUGGAAAGCGUACAUUCGCCACGGGGCUGCAACUGACUUUCGGCAACGUCAGCGGCGUCAUGUCUCCUUUCCUAUACAAAACGAAUGAAGCGCCACGUUAUGUUCGGGGCAAUGCAGUGACUCUGUCGCUGGUUGGAUUUGCAGGUGUUGUGUAUGGUCUUAUGUGGUGGUACUAUCAUGGCAAGAAUAAGCGCAGAGAACAGGGAGUGGAAGAUGAGAAGAUUGCAGGGAUGUCAGAAGAAGAAAUUGAGGAAAUGGGAGACAGAAAUCCUCGCUGGAGGGCCUGGAUUCAAAGCCCGUGGAUAGAGCAACAUGACGACUGGAAUCUUCACCAACAUCUUGGUGGAUAUGGGCCCUGGGUCGAGAAAUCCGCCGGAGACGAUGACGAUGAAUUACAGGGUGUUGAUGUACCAGAAAGUUGCACAGUUGACCAGAUACACAUGAUGUCGCGCCAUGCGGCGAGAUAUCCAACCAGGUCUGCAGGAAGCCGCCAUCUUGCCCUUUUGGAUAGAAUCCAUAAAGCAGGGAUUCCGCUGAACGGCUCGUUGUCAUUCCUAAACAACUGGACCUACAUCACCAGUAAUCCAGAACGAGACUUCGAGCAAUUGACCACAACCGGUCCAUACGCUGGCACUCAUCAAGCCUUCGAAACCGGAGUCCGUUUCGCAGCCCGUUACGGACACCUUAUUCCGUCCGAUGCGAAGACAAAGUUCUGGGCAAGUGAUUCCGAGCGCGUCAUUGAAACAGCCCAACACUUUGCCUCGGGGUUAUUUGGGUCUGACUGGGAAAGGGUCGGAAAGGCCGCUCUAGAGAUCAUCCCAGAGACAUUUGAUCGCCGCGCUGAUACACUCACACCGGGAGAUACCUGUCUAAAUUACCUAGAAGACGAAGAUCGUGGCCAUGACAACGGCAUAAAGAUGCUCACUUUGUUUCAGCAGGCGUAUAUCCCGUCUAUUGCGGAGCGACUGCUCGUUGAGGAGGGCAACCGUGAGCUUGAGGGAUUCACCAAUUGGGAGGUCUUCAGCAUGCAGGAAAUGUGUGGUUUUGAAACGACUGUACGGGGCUCGAGUCCCUGGUGCGAUGUCUUCACGCGCGAAGAUUGGAAAAUUUUUGAAUACGGACGUGAUUUGGUUCAUUACUAUCGUGGAGGCCCGGGAAAUCCUUACGCGGGCGCAAUGGGCUGGCUUUGGCUGAAUGCUACAGCGAAUCUUUUGCGAGAGGGGCCCAAGGCAGGUUCAAUGUUCUUCAGCUUUGUCCACGACGGGGAUAUAGCACCUUUCUUGACUGCGCUGGACAUAAUGAAAGACGCAAAGUACGACCCAAUUCUUCCUGUCACACAUCGGGCUGAAGACCGCAUUUGGUAUACCUCAACUGUGAUGCCAAUGGGCGGUCGGGUCACGCUUGAACGGAUGGCCUGUUCGCCAACAGAUCCUGUCCACAAAAUGAACGAGACAUUUCUCCGGAUAAAUAUCAAUGACAAGAUUGUGCCGCUGCCAUACUGUAAGUCUGGACCUGGCUUGUCUUGUCCGUUGACGGAGUUCGUCCGUGAUGUGGAUAGAAGAAGGGUUGAAGUAGGAGAGUUUGGGGAUGUAUGUGGUUUGGAUGGUGAUCGACUUGAAGCGGUCAAGAUCCGCCGUCCAUACCGCAGCGACUCACGUGACGGUAUCCGGGCUAACACUCACUGUUUUGAAUCUCGCAACCCUCGUCGACCCCCCGAAGAAUCUGGCCCAUUUGGCAAGCGCAGAAACGCCCGCUAUGAACACACCCGAUCUCGCACACGCACCGGCACACCGGCAGCAAAGCGCGAAAACCCCAAUGUAGCAGAAUUCGGGCGUCUAUUCGCCCAACAACAAGAAGAGGAGAAAGCGCGCAGCAACACCCUGCCCAAGUCAUCCUCCGCUUCCAACCUCGACAACGCCCGGAAGCAGCAGACAGAGAAGGUCGCAACCGAGUGCAUACUAUACGGUUACAAGAGCAAGGAUUUUGAAUGGAAAGUGAUAGACAAGUACGAGCGGAUCUCUCGCGGGUUCAUCUGUGAGGACUAUCCGCGGACCGACCCCAAUGCUUUGAACGGGUAUUCGCAGCUCCUGAGCGGCGGUGAUGUGGUCAUCCGGGCGAACUUAUCAGCGGACGCGAAUCGCAAAUCGAAGCGCUAUGCGGGAGGAUUUCACUGGAUUAAAGUGACGUUUGAUUCGACGACAGCGGCCGAUCGCGCGUGCUUCUACUCUCCGCAGGAAAUCGAUGGCCAUUUGGUCUUUUGUGAGCUGUAUCAUGGCCAGGGACCUGCGGAGGAUGCCCCUAUCGUACAAGGUUCCACGGAGGCGACUCGUCUCCAGUCGAAGGCGGCGCCUCGCACCUUGACUUCGUCGCAUUCGACGAGUUUCCUCCAACCGAAGGACACAGCCACCAAGGAACGCCAUACACUGCCGAGAUCUUUCGCCUCGAAUAACCUGUCCAGUAUCCUCGACGCCCAUGAGGAAGAGUCCCAGGAAUCAUCAUCGACCCCCACCGCUAGCUCCGCAACAGCCACCGCCAUCGAGCAACCAGCACCCCUGCAACAGCGCACAGUCGUAAAGGAGCCCAAGCCCGAAUCAGACUUCAUGACGCAUAUCCCGACGGUGCGUCGGACGAAGCUCCGACCCAUCACAGAAGCCCUUCCACCUCAGCCUACGGUCACAGAACGAGUGCUGCGCUCCAUCCCUAUUCUCAGCUGGUUCACGGGUGAUAUUGUAGGCGAUGGACCUCAACUCCGCGAAGACGGGGCAUUCGAUUUCGACAAGUCGAACACCUACUGGAAAUUCUGGUACAUGGUCGAUAGAAUCCUGGGGACAGAUAUCUGCGGACUGAAAGAGGAGUCAUGA